Molecule: messenger RNA, 123 nt
Organism: Racocetra persica
Lineage: Eukaryota; Fungi; Glomeromycota; Glomeromycetes; Diversisporales; Gigasporaceae
Source: the annotation of a GenBank genome assembly
CACCAAAAUCGAAAUCAUAUUCUAGUAGUGACAGUGAAGAAGCCAACAAUGAAAUACUUGCACAAGCCAUUAAGCUGUUCAAAACAAUUGCUCUUGUAACAAUGACGCCAAGAUCAAUGAAAA